AUGGCAAGCGGUAAUAAUAACAGUAGUAGUAAGAGAGGAGGAGGAGGAGGCGAAGAAUUGACGACAAUGGCAGAGUUAAGCAAAACCCUAAAAGAAGGGGAGAGAAUUGUGGCUCCCAGCCGACGUCCUGACGGUACCCUUAGAAAACCCAUUCGGAUUCGGGCUGGUUAUGUCCCCCAAGACGAAGUCGCCAUCUACCAAUCCAAAGGUUCCCUGUGGAGAAAGGAAAUGCAAUCUCAAGAAGUCCCUCCUGGUUAUGAUCCUGACCCUCAAACAAAACCGAAAACUAAGUCUGUUAAAAGGAAUGAAAGAAAGAAGGAAAAACGGCUUCAGCAGGCUGCACUUGAAAAGGGCAAAAACUCAGAAGCAGAUGAAGAUGGAAAUGUGGAAAAGGGAGCGCUACCUGCCGAAGAUUUAGGCCAUGCAUCCGAAUCUGUUAAAUCAUUGACAUCUCAGAUGAAUGAUCUAGCUGUUUCUUCAAAUCCUGCUGUAGUUGCUCCUUCCUCGGACUUGGCAGAUGCUUUAAAUAUGGAGGCUCCAGUUCAAGAUAUCGAUAAGAGAAUUCGGGCUCUAAAAAAGAAGGGUCUGAAAGGCUUGGGUGAGGGAUGUGGGAACAAAUUUUAUGGCAGUGGUCAUUUUAUAGAGAUUCGACUAGCAGAAGCUCAGCAGCAGAAAACUCCGACACAGGAUAUGAAUCCAGAGCAGUUGGAGAAGUUGACAAAAUUGGACGGUUGGCGCCAAGAGCUCAAACUUUUGGAGGAUAAAAAGGCUGAAGAGGCAUCAUCAUGA
Messenger RNA from Dovyalis caffra, 789 nucleotides. The record is from the annotation of a GenBank genome assembly. Lineage: Eukaryota; Viridiplantae; Streptophyta; Magnoliopsida; Malpighiales; Salicaceae.